UUAAGUGGGAGGCUGCGAGUCCUCUGCUGCCAGGGGCUCCAUGCAAUAUGUGCCCGUAAGAUGAAGUCACAAACAUUGCAACUGUAGUCUACUCCCACUCGCCGGGGCAGCACAGACGGGGCAUUAUGUGGACGAGUACCAGCUGGUACCACGGGCUCCUCAUCCUCCUCGGGACUUCAUUUGCUGCUGCCUCUGGAAUCAGGACAUGGAACUGAGAAAGAAGAGCAAACCUGUGGACGUUCUCCUCGGAUGCAUCGUCGCCGUCUGCUUCUGUUCUGUUUGUCGGGCUCAGAGACUUUGCACGGUGCCUCCAGGCCCCGUGACGGUGGCAGAAAACAGCACAGCCGACGUCCAGGUGGUUAAAAUCAUCUCCGGCAGCGACGUGACUCUGACGGUGGCGGUGAACCCGGAAGAUCUGUUCUUCCUGAAAGGAAACGCCCUGAUGGUCAAGAAAGGCCUGGACUAUGAGUCUCUGUCCAGUCCAGCUCUGACGGUGUGGGUCAGAUGCACCAGAGCCGGAUCCAGACCUGUGAACGAGUCCGUGGAGGUUCUGGUUGAGAACAUCAACGAUAACCCUCCAAACUUUGCUCAGAACCACUACGUGUUGGAUGUGAAUGAGCUCAUUCCAAUCAACUCCAGCGUCGGCCUGAUAGAAGCUACAGACGUGGACUCGGAGCCGCUCUACUAUCGUCUGGAGUCUGCGACGGAUAAAUUCUUCCGUCUGGAGAACAUAAACACUCCGAGGAUCCUGGUUAAAAGUCUCCUGGACUACGAUGUUGUCCAGAAGGUCUCUCUGGUUCUUCAUGUCCGGGACACGUUCAACGGCUCCGCGUCCAACGAGCCGUUCUUCACGUCCGUCGCCACCGUCACGGUGAACGUGAAGGACGUGGACAACCGGCCGCCGUGGUUCCAGCCGUGUCUCAGGACCAACGUGGGGACGGCGAAGCUGUGCGUGAGCGGCGGCUACAGAGGACGAGUCAACCUCACCGAGAAGGAGGAAGGUCCUCUGGUCCUGGAGCCGGGUCCCGUCUUCGCCAAAGAUGGAGACAAGAACAGAAGUGAACAGAUCAGCUACAGAAUACUACGAGGAAACGAAGGAAACAUUUUCCAGAUCGACGAGGAAACAGGAAACAUCACGAUGACCAAAGCCGCUGACAUCGUCGGUCCAAUAAUCCUCACUGUUCUGGCGUCUCAGGUGACCAACCGAGACCAGUUCGCCGUGACGCAGGUGACCUUCGAGGUGAUGAAGAAGAGCCGGAACCCGCCUCGCUUCGAGAAGGAACGAUACGAAGGCUUCAUCUACAGCAACUCUGUCCCCGAGAGCAUGAUCCUCCGAGACCGGACCAGCUACCGGCCCUUCAGGGUCCGAGCCCGAGACGAGGACUUCGCCGCCGGUUUGAAUCCAGACGUGAAGUAUGAGGUUCAGUACAGCAGCUACGUCAACGUGACCUCGGACGGUUUCGUGAUCCUGAAGAGAGUCGUGAAGACAGAGUCCUUUGCUCUUCAGCUCCGAGCAGUGGAUUCGACAACGGGGGAGUUUGGAACAGCAGCCUUGUCUGUUCAGGUCAUACCUGCCGUGGCCCUCCCGUCUCCAUCAAACACCGGCUACCGUCCGGGCGACAUGGCGCUCCUGGGCCUCGUCAUGGCCGCUCUGCUGGUCCUUUGCCUCAUCGUCAUCGGCUUCCUCAUCUCCCGCCUGUGGAAGGGAAACGCCAGCGUGAACAAGAUAUGUGAGUGCCUGGGGCCCUGCCUCCGGUCCGACCAGCACCAGUCCGGCCACAGGGACUCCCUCCAAUACACCAACGACGGCUUCCAGAACGAGGGCGACCAGAGCCGCGUGGGCGGCGGCGGCAGGCGCUGGAACAACGUCAUCCCCAGACGCAGCGCCUUCCCUCAGUCCCGCGGCCGCCUCAUCCCCCUGGAGCGACGGGGCCGCCACUGCACCUCCUGCAGCGUCUACACCAACCACGUCCCCAAGGGGAGUCCCUCGGUGAGGUCGGCCAGGAGGAGCCGGGGGGACGACGAGGACGGGUCCAGGUCCAUCCUGAUCAAGCAGCGCAGGAAGGAGGGCCAGAAGACGGUGUGGUUCAAGGAGCUGGAGGACUCCUCGGACAUCGAGGUGGAGAUUAUCCCGGACACCGUGGGCCGGGUGGAGGAGGAGACUGAGGAGGAGCUGGAGGUUGAGAUGGAGGGUGUUGUCAGGGACCCGGCCGCCCCCGUGAGAGAUGAGGACGGCGGGCAGGAGACCCAGAGCACGGAGCACGGCGACGAGCAGGGAAACGAGAAGGAGGCGGGGAGUCAGGAGGAGGAGCGCUGACGGGGGAGGUCGGAGGUCAAAGACUGAACAGGACGCUGUUUUCUUUUUCUGGAUAAAUGACGGACGAGGUCUCAGAACAGCAUCUGUGAACAGCUGGAGAACCUCAAGAACACGUCCAAGGAUCCAAAAAGGUUUUAUCUUCUGCUGUGAGUAUCUACAAAAACAGCACAUGUACUUGUCUCCAGGGUCGGAGGUAAGGGUUCCCUCUAACUUAUUUUCAUAGUUUUACUUUUACAAUUCUGUUCUUAAUAACAUUAGACACAUUAAAGUAACUGCUAGGACUGCAGAGAUAUUAAUACCUCAAAGUCUGACAGGGCUCUGUCAAGAUUUGAAGAUGUGAAGACGACCUGUUGGUGAUCUGGUGUUACACUUCCUUCACUGUGGAGACGAAUAAAUCAAAGCUGACUGUUAAAGCCACUGUUUUCACACCUGGAAAUCGUUUCUUUCAGACUUUCUGUAAAGUUCAGACUACAGGAGUUUCAUCCUUCUCUCUAAUGUCAAACCUGCACACGCUACAGGAUAUUAUUUAGAUUAUCUUGAAUGCAACACCUCAUGUGAUCUCUUCGGGAAGCCAGAGCCAUAUAUUAGAGAGAGUCUGUCCAACUCAAAUCAUGGGCGCCAUGUUUGCUACAUCAGAGGUUAGAUUCUACAGUGUGACCCUAUGGGGCAGAUGUGAUAAGUUGAAAUAAAUGUCUUAUUUUCACCAUUAACGGGCCUAUAAUGUUAUUACCAAUGUCUGUCAAUACGUAAAAGGUCCUCACUUAAAUAUCCCAGCGUCUACUUACUUUAAAUAUCUUAAAUGAGCCUUUAAAAUGGCUGUUUUUUUUAUUAUUAUUAUUGUUAUUGUAGACAAACAGUUAAAUGUGUCUACAUGGACAUAAAUUACAUGAACACAUGGGUUUCACAGUAUAUAUGACGCUAGCUGCUAUUUUCCAGACGAUGAAUUUGGGAGAAAUUCAGUUUGGUUUCAGAUUAGUACAAGAAAAUCUCAGACGAACCGCAAAGUCGUUCCAAAAACUCCUGUAGACCGAACUUUGAUUUAGUAAAUUUAUCGUUAGGUGUAAAAAAUCAGUGAAGUGUCUGUUGAAAAGACAUGAGAAGAUGUUUUCUGUUCUGCUUCUGCCACAAAAAAAAUGUACUUCAACAAUUUUUUUAACCCUUUUUUUGUCUCCUGAGCCUCAUGUUUGAAACCCCCUGUGGAAAAUAACAUGAACAAUAAGUGAGGGAACAUUAGUCACAUCAGUCCUGGACCCCAGUUAUUGAGUUUAAUCUUGUUAGAGUCAGAAAACUCAAGCUUAUAUUAAUAAAGCAGUAAAUAUUCAGUAGGAACCCUUUUGAAAUAAACUUAUGCUGUUGAGAUCCAUCAGGGUUCUUCAUCAUCAGAAUAAAGUUUACAUCAUAAAACUUAAAUUACAGCCAUUAAUCCUGCAGUUAUUAAAGUUAAUAAAUUCAUUUUGGUCCAGGUCUUUUCGUCAAAGGGAUAAAACACAGUAAACACAAAUAUCUGGUAUAUUUUUUAUAUUUUUUUGACAUUUUACUAAAUGUGUAACAAGUAAUUUAACCAUAACCUUUCAAAUCAUAUAUCAAAUUAAAGACACAUUCAUUAAAUUAGUUCAUUAGCUCAGCCACAAUAUUUGAUUUUGUAGAAAACAUAAAAUUAUUAUUUUUAAAGGUUUGGUGAAAACCUGAACCCUUAAGAUCUACGCAGCACUUAGCAAAUCAUUUAUUAACACUAAUUAAAUCAUUAAAAAGUAAAAUAGAAACUCAAUCAGGAGAUUAAUUUACAUAGUUUUUUUCCCCCUUUAUGUUCCUCCAGCUUAUUUCCAGGAAAUUAAAAUGCAACCAAGUAUUUUUCUUUUAUUAUUAUUAUUAUUUUCAGAUGAGCUGGUUGAGGCUGAUUGAUUUCUGUGCGAGCUUUACUAAACCGAUCCUGUCGUGUCUGGGUUUUACGUGAACACAUGAACUUUUAUCUACUAAAACAAGCUGAAGGUACUUUCUAUGUGGACUGUAUUUUAUUUUUUAUUGAGCAUGUUGGUUGAAAACGACGUCUUUUAUGGGGGAAAAUCUAUAAUUAAUGUAUAGUUGUCAUUUUUUUUGUACAUUUAAAGUGACGUAGAGAUGUUGGAGAGAAUAAUAAAAGUUGUGAAGGACGUC
Messenger RNA from Mugil cephalus (flathead mullet), 4471 nucleotides. It is a transcript of the gene cdhr5a, whose product is annotated as cadherin-related family member 5a. NCBI's taxonomy places the organism in Eukaryota, Metazoa, Chordata, Actinopteri, Mugiliformes, Mugilidae. The record is from RefSeq and is a predicted model, not a curated record. Gene Ontology annotation, biological process: homophilic cell-cell adhesion; cell morphogenesis; adherens junction organization. The transcript has 14 exons. Gene Ontology annotation, molecular function: calcium ion binding; cadherin binding. The coding region runs from base 206 to 2317 and encodes 703 amino acids. Gene Ontology annotation, cellular component: catenin complex; adherens junction; membrane.